AUGCCAACACUGCUUCCUACGGAUCCGCGGCUUCAGCUUUCACACAUUGAGUUCACAACCUUUCACGAUCUGCUCCUUACCUUCGACAGCCCAAGGAAAACCUUCGGAGCUCCUUUUUACAUUCGCAGACGCCGAGAAUUUACAGCAAGGCUGUACAAGGAGGCACGGACGCUGCCAGGGCUCCAUGCACUUGCGUUUAUGGAUGGCCCAUACGGAGGCAUCGAUAAGCAGAAAUACUUCGACAGCGAUCGCAUAAUCGUUGUAGCUGGUGGUUCAGAGGCUGGUUGGGAUGCUCUGUAUCGUUGA
This is a messenger RNA of Exophiala aquamarina CBS 119918, 306 nucleotides long. RefSeq lists its product as uncharacterized. Lineage: Eukaryota; Fungi; Ascomycota; Eurotiomycetes; Chaetothyriales; Herpotrichiellaceae. The coding region runs from base 1 to 306 and encodes 101 amino acids. The record is from RefSeq and is a predicted model, not a curated record. The transcript has a single exon.